AUGAGAUCCCCAUCCUCGCUCAAGCUGCUGGCCAUAAGAAGUCUGCUGAAAGAUGAAGCAUUUGCUAUCUCUGCUCUGAAGGCCCUGCCCAUGGAACUCUUCCCACCCCUAUUCCAAGGGGCCUUCGAUGGCAAACAAACAAACAUCCUGAGGGCCAUGGUGGCAGCCUGGCCCUUCAGAUGCCUUCCUGUGGGAGCCCUCAUGAAGAUUCCUGACCUGGAGAUUAUGCAGGCUGUGCUGGAUGGCCUUGACCUGCUGAUUAAGCAGAAGGAUCGACAGAGGAGUUGCAAACUAGAAGUGCUUGAUCUUUGGGAUGCAGAGAAUAACUUCUGGCAGGUGUGGGCUGCAACAGAGGAUGGUGUCUGCCCUCCAGAUAUCAUUGGUGAGAGCCAACCAGCGAUGCAUCUUCCCAUACGACAGGGAAAUCAGGUUGUGACUGUGAUGAUGAACCUUUCCCUCCAGUCAGUGGAUCUCUGUUUAUUGCUAAAAUAUUUCCACUCGUGGGCCAAACAGAGGAAAGAUGUGCUGCAGGUGAUCUGUGAAAAGCUGGAGUUUGGGGCCCUCCCUGUCUAUAAGCCCCUCAUGCUGCUGGAGGUAUUUGAGCCAAGGUCUAUACAGGAGUUGGAACUGAAUGCAUGUUGGGACUUGCGAACCUUUGCAACGUUUGCCCCUGGCCUGGGCAAGAUGAGAAACCUUCAGAAACUCCUUGUGAAUAAUAUCUCCAUUCCUUCAGAAUGGUUUAGUAACAUAGAGUUGAAAGAAUGGUGUUUUACAGAGAUCAUUUCGCAGUUCUCCCAACUCAACAAGCUCCAGCAACUCUAUUUGAAUGGUGUCUUCUUCCUAAAUGAAAGACUGGACCAAGUGCUCAGGUACUUGGAGAGUCCCUUAGAGACCCUAGCCAUCACACGCUGCAUGCUAUCAGAAUCAGACCUGAGGUAUCUUACCCACUGUCCAAGCGUCCAUCAACUCACGUAUCUGGACCUGAGUGAUGUCACCUUUCCAGAUUUAAGUCUUGCACUUCUAGGAAGACUGCUAGAGAGACUGAGGGCUACACUGAAGACAUUAAAAUUGAUGGGUUGUAUGGGCAUGGACUUCCAAAUUGGUGUCCUCCUCCCUGCCCUGAGCCAGUGUUCCCAGCUGGAGGAGGUGAACUUCAUGAGGAAUUCCCUGUCUAUGUCCAUUCUUAAGAAGCUGAUGCAGCACACUGCUAACCUGAGACUUCUGACCCUGGAGAUGUACCCUGCCCCUGCUGAAGUCUAUAAUGUCAUUGGUGAUGUCAUGCCAGACAGAUUUGCCCAAGAUUGUUCUGAGCUCUUGGAAACACUCAGAGUUGUAAGAGAGCCUAAAGAGAUCUAUUUUGUGAGUAGGAGAUGUGUAGAUUGCCAGGGAUUCUAUGUCUAUAACCUGGAGGUCUCCCUAUGCUCAUGUUGGGAAUAAAUGAUGAGUGAAUACUCUUGGACUCUGAGAAAUGAAAGCCAGGACUCAAGUGAAUCAUCAGAGACACAGAGGAUGUCGAUUCAAGGGAUUUCAGACUCAUUUGGAAACAAUAUGGUUUCAUUGAUUCAGACCCAGAGAGAGAAGUGUUGGCCUGGAGCAUCAGUGCCUCUCCAUCUGCUGAGCGCCAACAGUGAAGACCCGACCUCGAACAGGUUCACGAAGUUUGAAAAUGGUAGGGAUAUUGUCUCAGCUCAACCAAGUGAUGAGAGACCAUAGACACAGUGAAGGGGAGAAAGGAAGGAUAGUACAAAGAGCACAAUUUACUGGAAGAGGUAGCUUCCAUCUCUGUGUUUGUUAGGCCUCCAUCUCUUCCUU
Mesocricetus auratus (golden hamster) is the source of this 1812-nucleotide messenger RNA. RefSeq names its product PRAME family member 12-like. Lineage: Eukaryota; Metazoa; Chordata; Mammalia; Rodentia; Cricetidae. The coding region runs from base 1 to 1437 and encodes 478 amino acids. The transcript is spliced from 3 exons. The record is from RefSeq and is a predicted model, not a curated record. Gene Ontology annotation, cellular component: cytoplasm. Gene Ontology annotation, biological process: negative regulation of cell differentiation; positive regulation of cell population proliferation; negative regulation of DNA-templated transcription.